GUCAACAUCGGCGCUCAAGUCGUUUUCCCAAGUAAAUUCGCGCACGUGCGCACUUUUUUAAAUUUAAACCAACAGUUAAGUGUUUGUUUAAAUCUGUCAAGAUAAAUAAAGUGUUUUAUUAAUUAAAUAAUUACUAUUAUUAUAAAACAAUCAAGCAGAUUUGUGUUUGAUUGCGUGAUUUUUUUGAAUAUUUAUAAAUAAUAUAUAUUUAAACGAUUUCAUGGGGGUGGUAGGCGGAGAGUGCGCGGUCAAAGGUACCGGCGUUAAAAGCCAUCCCUGUCACUGUUGCAGCAGUACUCGUAUAUCAACUAACGUUGGACCGAGCGUUGUUAUACAAGUACAAAAUAAACAUAGACGUAGCACACGUAAAAGUACUUGUUGUAAUAAUAAUAAUAAUAAUAAUAACAAUAUUAAUAACAGUAAUAAUCAUCAAGAACAAUUUAAUCAAGAACCAGAUAUACCAACAGUUAUUCCUAAUAGUCCUACGAAAACUUCAACGGAUAAUAUCUUAGCUCCAUUAAAAAGCAAAAUGAAAGUGCUUAAAAAACUUAAAAAGAAAAUGGGAUUAGCACCGAGAUCCUCAAGUGCCGGUACAAACAAUUUGCCUCCCUUGACAUUUCAUCAGGUGCACGGUGAUAAUAUAAGUUUAUGUAAUAGUGCUACUAUUGCCAGACGCCAUGAGAGUUUUUGCAAAGGAAUAACAUUCAGUGCACGUCCAGUUCGCGUUGGUGAAAAGGUAUGCGUUAAAUUCUUGGAGAUGUCAAACAACUGGAGUGGCGUAAUACGAUUCGGUUUCACAAGCAACGAUCCGAUUCACUUAAGAAAUGGAUUACCACGUUAUGCCUGCCCGGAUUUGACGAAUAAACCUGGCUAUUGGGCGAAGGCACUGGCUGAACGGUUCGCUGGACGUGACACCGUUCUAUUCUAUUACGUAACAGCUGCUGGUGAUGUUCACUUUGGCGUGAAUGGCGAGGAAAAAGGCGUAUUUUUUAGCGGGGUCGAGACACGUGGACCACUUUGGGCUGUAAUUGACGUCUAUGGUAACAGCACUGCCAUUGAAUUCUUGGAUCCAAAUCGGCAACAUUUCAAUAACAUAAGACGUGGAGUUGAACACAGCAAUGAAGACAACGCACAACCGAGUCGUCACACGGCCAUGGAUGAUGCCAGCAAUGCGGGCCGCGAUAUUGUUGAGAAAAUAAUUGUACCGUCCAUGCAAAAUAUGUGUCUACAUCAUGCCACCGAACCGGAUGUAGACCUCCCUGGACUCAGAUUUCAACCAUCAGGUGUUCUGUUUGCACCACUUCCGUUCCACCCAGUACGUGGCCGGAACAUCCGUUUCAGUAAUCAGCAAUGCGUAGCAACACGCAAUGAUACAGAGUUCUGUCACGGUUAUGCUUUUACAAAUCGUCCAUUGAUACUGGGCGAGCGUCUAGUCGUACAAAUACUCUCCACGGAACCGAUGUACGUUGGAGCAUUAGCCUUAGGAUUGACCUCAUGUGACCCAGCAAGAUUGACCGCCGAAGAUCUUCCUGAUGACAGCGACCUCCUGUUAGAUCGUCCGGAAUACUGGGUCGUUUCAAAGGACGUUGCCUCGUCACCACAACCAGGCGAUGAAAUCGCCUUCACUGUUACUCACUACGGCGAAGUUCAAAUGUCGAAAAAUGGCGGUCCACCAAAUAUCGUGAUGCACGUUGAUCAGAGUCUACAACUCUGGGCAUUUGUUGAUGUCUAUGGCAGCACCCAGCGUGUAAGAAUGUUAGCAAGUCGUCCAUCUUCACCACCACGUCAACGUCAAUCAAAUCCUGUAGCUCCUAGUCCAGCUGUAACUGCCCCGACUUCGGUAACUCCAGCGCCAAAUCAUCCAGCAAAUCAACAUCCAGCUACCACACAUCCAACAAACCAACAUCCUGCUAAUCAGCACCCAACACAUCAAGGACAUGGUACAGAAUUGACCAGAUUCACAGACAUGGUUCAAUUUAAACCAACUGUUGGUGGUGGUACAGUUCUGGUUGUUAAUUUACCACCUCAGCAAAAUUAUCCACCAGCUUCACCACCAAUUUACGGCACCACUACCCGCUCACCAGGAUUUUAUCCCAGUGGUUCUGGUCAAGGACCCAGUCCAGCUGGACCAGCUUCUGCCGCAGCAGCUCCAGUGGCUGCUUCAACACCUCGUCAGUCACCACCAGUUCUUACUGGUACUAUGAGCAGCACUGGGUCAUCAACGUACGUCGAUCCAGUAACUUAUCAAACUGUAGACGCAACUCUUACCCUCCAAGGAACUGGCCAUCAAGGCAACAGCCAUCUUCAACAAUGGAGCGAAAAGUUGCAGCCGACUCCCGGUCAACCCAGCGAGUGUUCCAUUUGCUACGAGCGUAACAUCGACAGUGUUCUCUAUAUGUGCGGGCAUAUGUGUAUGUGCUAUCCCUGCGCGAUACAGCAGUGGAGAGGUAAAGGCGGUGGACAAUGUCCACUUUGUAGAGCCCCCAUUAGAGACGUUAUCAGGAUCUACCGAUCUUGAACUAUUAGUUCUUAUUUUAACGAAAAUAAAUAGACUAAUUGUAUUUUGUUUUUUAUGUGAUUGGAAUGAUUGGAUGCUUGCUAGUAUUAUGGGUCGCGCUGGCGUGAUACGUUUGUAAUUUUCCCGGGUAAAUUUAAAACAAAUUUUUUUUGAGUCAAUUGUGUGCUUCCUCCAGCUCAUAUACUGUCAUUGCGAUUUUUUAAAUUUUACCGCCACUUUAUUUUGAUGCGCAGUAGGUCUUUAAGAUGCGCACUACAUAAUUUAUAUGCGCAGUGUCUAUUUAUAGAUGCGCAGUACAUAUUUGAUGUGCGCAGACCAUAUUUAUAGAUGCGCAGUAGAUAUUUAAUAUGCGCAGACUAUAAAUAUGAAUGCGCAGUAGAUUUUAUGUACUCGUACUCUUAAAAUGAUGAUGCGCAGUAAUUAUUGUGGAUACAAAAAUAAUUUCUAAGACCAUAAAUAUUUACAAAAUCAAAUGCGUAUUAAAAAAACAAAUCAAAAAGAAAAAAUUUAAAAAAUUUCGCAUAUCAACGCGAUUUUCUCUAGUAUUUUUCAUUUAAAUCGCGAGAGAGAAUGUGAGAGACUGAGUCUAAGGCUCUGAACUGGCGGGAAAUGAACAAAAUAAUAAAAUUUAAUUGUUAAAGAGACUAAGAAUAAACGAUUAUGUACAUUAAGUAAAGCGAUAUAGAUAGUGACAACGAUUUAUGCCAAAAUAUUUAACUUUUUUUUUUCUUUAAUUUUUUUUGUAUUCGUACUCUUAUUACUUUUUAUUUUUAAGGUUUUAUUUUACACGCGACUACGUUUGAUGGCAUUAAUUAAUUUCUUUUCUUUCUGAUAAUAAAGACAUACCAAAGACAUUUUCCGUAACUUACAAUAGUAAUUAAGAAAAUAAUUUUUUUUCUAUAAUUCUUUUUGUAAUCAAAAAUUAUGGGAAAAAAUUAUCAAUUAAAUUUUUUUUUCAUUAAAAAUUUGGUGCCUUGAAUUUUAAAAAAAUCAUACAACUGCUUCAUAACAUUUAUGACAAAACGCACGAAUUUUAUGACUAAAAAAAAUAAUACGAAACAUAAUAAUAUUAAUAAUAGAUAAAUAAUAAAUAAUUAGUUAAUAAUCAUACUAAAUAAUAAUGUCGCGUUUAUUUAUAAAAAUUUUUUUUAAAUCAUAAGCACGCAAUAAACAAUAAAUGAGCAUGUAGUGAAAUCUCUAGUCCAGCAAAUUAAAAAUUUAUAAAAAAAAAUUUCAAAGCCUUGAUAAAAUUUUUCAAAAAUUUAUUUUAAAAAUUUGGCUUUUAUAUUUCGGAUUAAUUAAAAAUUUUAUAUAUAUAUCAGAUACAAAAUUAAAAAUAUAUAUAUAUAUAUUAUAUGAUAAUUAAUAAUUAAUAAUUAAUGAUUAAUAAUUAAAAAAAUUUAUUUUUUAUUAAAUAAUUUUGCUUGUAACCCGUCCUAUGCAUUAUAAUUUAAAAAAAAAUUAAACUAUUAAUUAUUAAUUAUUAAUUUUUAAUUGCAAAAUUAAUUGUGCGCUUAGUUUAUAAUUUUUUGUAAUAUAUUAGUAAUUAAAUAAUUAAUAAAUAAACAACU
Microplitis demolitor is the source of this 4089-nucleotide messenger RNA. RefSeq names its product protein neuralized (gene neur). Gene Ontology annotation, molecular function: ubiquitin protein ligase activity. The record is from RefSeq and is a predicted model, not a curated record. NCBI's taxonomy places the organism in Eukaryota, Metazoa, Arthropoda, Insecta, Hymenoptera, Braconidae. The transcript has 4 exons. The coding region runs from base 221 to 2518 and encodes 765 amino acids.